Messenger RNA from Daucus carota subsp. sativus, 2154 nucleotides. RefSeq lists its product as uncharacterized. Lineage: Eukaryota; Viridiplantae; Streptophyta; Magnoliopsida; Apiales; Apiaceae. The transcript is spliced from 3 exons. The record is from RefSeq and is a predicted model, not a curated record. Bases 290 to 1900 code for a protein of 536 amino acids. Gene Ontology annotation, molecular function: protein binding.
AUUUUUUUGGUAUAUAUAUGGCCUCAAGUUAAGCAUCUGUUGUUGAUCACCGAGUGACCAAGCUCCCAUUUUUCACGCUUCCCGAGGCUCGCCGGAAAGUUCGUCGGAACCCCAUUUUGCAACGCCCUCUACGGCAUUCCCUGUUAAGUUGAGUUUGAUGGUGGUUAAGAAAUAAGAAGUACUUUGUGUGAGUUUGAAUCAAUGUUUUAACAAGUUAAGCAGAUAUAAUAUUCAAGAUUUGUAUAUUUGAGGUGUAAUUAGGAUUGGUUCGUUUGUGUUCUGUUGAGAUAUGGGAGGAAUGAGAGUUGGGAGCAGCUGGUUGAAUUUGUCUCAGCAUUUGGUUGCUUAUUCUGCUGUGUGUUCUCCUUUGGAGAGACGGGGUUCGGGUGAAGGGUUUGUUCGGUAUGGUUUUGGGUAUUCUUCGUCGAGAAUUUAUAGGAGUAGGUCGUUUGAAAUGGGGAUUUUGAGAGGAGGGAGGAGUAGGGGGGGUUGUUUUGCGAGUAUGGAAGCGUUUUCGGAUGAGGAGUUUUCAGAGAAGAUUACGGAAUUGGCUUUGAGAUUUCAGGUGUCGGAUGGAGAUGGGAGCAUAAGGGGUGGUGUUAAUGAGGCGGAUAUGGACAGUGAGGGGAAUAUGAAUCGGAAUCACAAUAGGACUGGGUUUUUUAGGUCGAGGCUUGAGCCAGUGGAGCCACCGGAUUGGCAGGAUGUUAUUAGUGGAAGUAUAGAGCGGAAGGCGAAUUCUAUUGAACUUCCGUUUUCACUACGGAUGAUUAAGAAGAAGAAGAAGCAGUUGAAGCAAGGGUUGGUGGGAGUAGGGGGAUCUGCACGCUCUUCUGUAAAGAAGGCGUUUUCUUCGAUGGUGUUUAUAAUUCGUGAAUUGCAGAGCUAUACUAUGCAAAUGAGAGAACUUUUGUUUUACGAAGAUUUGGAAGGGAUUUUGGUGAGGGUGCAGAAGGAAAUGAAUGCUUCGUUUGUGUGGUUAUUUCAACAAGUGUUUUCACAUACACCUACUCUAAUGCUGUAUGUAAUGAUUUUGUUAGCGAAUUAUAGUGUUCACUCCAUGGCGAGUAACAGUGCCCUUGCUGCAGCACCCCCAGUAUCUUAUACCAUGGAGUCAGUUUUGGAUAUAGCAGAUCGGAAUGAUGUAGAAAAGAACUUUGAUUCUUCAUCGGUUAAGAUAUUUUCAGUUUCUUCUUCGAGUGGGAAGUUGACUUCUAUUGGUGGAAAAAAUGGUGGUGGUGGGAAGUUUCCGUCUAUUGCUAGUGGAACCAAUGGAGAUGAAGGUGUUGACAGGUCAGCUUCAUCAGAUUAUCAUCGAACAGAUGUGCCUGAUGGUCCAUCGACAUCUGGGAGAUCCGGAGAACAAGAGUCAAUAUUAGGACAAGUAAGCAGAGAAGAAGAGUUGAGUUUGUGGGAUUCCGUGGUCGAAGAAGCUUCUAGUAUGCAAGCUGUGUUAAGAGAUGAGUCUCUUGAUCAUGAGACUAUGCAAAGAUUUGUAUCACCUGUGACUGCAAAGAUUGAAUCAGAUGAUUAUGCGGAUUACCUUAGAACAGAGCUUCUGUACCAAACUGAGUUGCUGCAAGAACCCAGUAACACCCUUUUGCUCGCCAAUUAUGCACAAUUCCUCUACCUUGUUGCGCAAGAUUAUGAUCGAGCGGAGGAUUAUUUCAAGAGGGCGACAAAUGUGGAGCCUAAAGAUGCUGAGGCUGUGAGCAAAUAUGCAAGCUUCUUGUGGCAAGCAAGGAAGGACUUGUGGGCUGCUGAAGAGACUUACUUGGAAGCCAUUUCUAUUGAUCCGAGCAACUCUUACUACGCAGCAAACUACGCUCAUUUUUUAUGGACCACUGGUGGCGAAGACACUUGUUUUCCUCUAUCAUCUUCAGAUGCCAACUCUGUUUAACCCAUGGAAUCAAAUAAGCAAAGCGAUUAUAGCAUAUACAGAACCCCGGAAUUCUCUUUUUCAUCCACUUUUGAUGAUAACUGAAUCUUUUACAUUUUUUGUAAAACCAUAUGUAAAGAGAAAACAAAGAACCUUUUUGCAGUUUUAGAUUCAUUUUUCCUUUCUUUGUAUAGAGAACGUGUUAUUAUCUGAGCAAGAGAAUCUGGAAUUUUUAGUUGAUCGUGUAAGAUGUAUCAAUUGAGCUUUUCCACUCA